Messenger RNA from Toxotes jaculatrix (banded archerfish), 7087 nucleotides. RefSeq names its product attractin-like 1b (gene atrnl1b). Lineage: Eukaryota; Metazoa; Chordata; Actinopteri; Toxotidae. Gene Ontology annotation, cellular component: Golgi apparatus. Gene Ontology annotation, molecular function: protein binding. The transcript has 29 exons. The coding region runs from base 926 to 5062 and encodes 1378 amino acids. The record is from RefSeq and is a predicted model, not a curated record.
AGUCGCUGCGCUAGGAAAUCCACCGCUGCCUGCUCUUGUCAUGUUUUGAGGGCAGCGGCGGGGCUUAUGUACGUAUGUAUAUUUCAUUUUUCUGGAGCACACAUGGAGGCACCGCCGCGCAGCUCUGUCAACGAAGUCUACGUUUGAAAAAAAGACGCUUUAAUUGACCGCGGGGAGAGACCAGCGGGAUCAACAACAGUUCAAAGUGGUUGCUCAAUGCCCCCCUAGUCGGCAGGAAUAGCCUUACAGUUCCCACAUCUCGCCACAUCCAUGUUGACUGCGGCAGCCUUCGCACUGGGUCCAGGGCUGCGAGCACCACCACCCCUUUGUUCUUCUGUGGACAAGAUCCGGCUAAACUGUAGCGGCUCGUGGACGGACCGUCGUAUGUUACGGGGCACAUCUCUGUUUCAGUCUGUGGGAUUGUUUACGCGUUAAAAUGGCUGCUGAAAUGGCAUUUGGAAGAGAAUGGUCUUGAAUCAAUGCAGUAACGUUACGUUGCCUUGCAGAUGCCAAGCCGCAAACGAGCUAACGUUACACAGACAAAACAAAUUAUGUAUUAGCCAAGUCGCGGCGUUCAGAGAGUUAGCUCCUUCCAUAGCUUUAAUAGAUGCUUCGCCGCUUUUUCGUUAGGUUCUUCCAACAAGAGGUAGGGUGAAGGGAAUUCCUCCCACUCCGAAUCUAUGCAUGCGGUUAACCAAGCAGCUUUUAAAAACACUUCGCUAACAUUGCGUUUUCUUAGCCAUUUUCCUCCAAAGAUUCGUAAGCGGGCUUUGCUGAGCCUUAAUUUUGAGUAUGCAUAACACUCAGCGAAUAUGCAGGACUUCUUUGUGAUAUUUGAAACAGCCUGAGUAGCCGAGGCUUUCUCCCAAAGCAGACCUAAAGGCCCCGGUCUUCUGCUCGGCUUGGUCGACCUGGGGGGUUAAAAAUGGAUCCUGGGGGGAAAUGUAAGACUAAACUCUUUCUCUUUGGACCCAAAGUAGCCACCCACGGCCAUCUGCGGGGUAUCAACAGAUACUUGGUGGUCUAUGUUUUGUUUUACUUUGUACUGUUCACUCACGCCUCCCCGGCGAAGCCGUGUGACAAGAACUGCCUCUCUGGAAAAUGUAUAAACGGAUCCUGCAUCUGUGACCGAGGAUGGGUUGGAGACCAGUGUCAGCAUUGCCAAGGGAGGUUCAAGCUGAUGGAGCCCUCAGGAUACCUCACUGAUGGUCCAAUCAACUACAAGUACAAAACAAAGUGCACCUGGCUCAUUGAGGGCUAUCCAAAUGCGGUUCUUCGAUUAAGAUUCAACCACUUCGCCACAGAAUGUAGUUGGGACCAUAUGUACGUCUAUGAUGGAGACUCGAUAUAUGCUCCUCUGGUUGCAGUUUUCAGUGGUCUCAUUGUGCCAGAGAUACGGGGAAAUGAGACAGUUCCUGAGGUUGAGACGACUUCAGGCUACGCACUACUACACUUUUUCAGUGAUGCUGCCUAUAACCUGACAGGAUUUGAAAUAUUUUACUCGAUCAACUCUUGUCCCAAUAACUGUUCUGGCCAUGGGAAGUGCACCCCUGGGAACUCAGUCGCCAGCAGAGUGUACUGUGAAUGUGACAAGUACUGGAAAGGCGAGGCCUGCGAUAUCCCCUACUGCAGGAACAACUGCGGCAGCCCCGACCACGGCUACUGCGACCUCACCGGGGAGAAGCUGUGCGUCUGUAAUGACAGCUGGCAAGGUCCGGACUGCUCUCUAACUGUACCUUCAACUGAGUCCUUCUGGGUCCUACCCAGUGUCAAGCCCUUUGGUACAUCACUCGCCAGAGCGUCCCAUAAGGCAGUGGUGCAGGAAAAGGUCAUGUGGGUGGUGGGCGGCUAUACCUUCAACUACAGCUCCUUCCAGAUGAUUCUCAACUACAACCUGGAGAGCGGCAUCUGGAACACAGUUCCCAUCAAUAGCGGCCCCGUGCCAAGAUACGGCCACUCGCUCGCUGCCUACCAGGAUGAUAUCUACAUGUUCGGUGGGAAACUGGAGGCCGGCUGGGGGAAUGUGACAGACGAGCUGUGGGUGUUCAAUAUACCCAGUCGGACGUGGCAGCGGAGAAACCCUGUGGUUGGCCCGCCGGCCCAGGCUCAGAUCUACGCUGUGGAGGGACACUCAGCCCACUGCGUCCUGCUGGAGGGCGGCGAGGCCAUCAUGCUGGUCAUCUUUGGCUACUCCCCCAUAUACAGCUACAUCAGCAAUGUUCAGGAGUACAACCUGAGAUCAAACACGUGGUUGGUGCCUGAGACCAAAGGUGCCAUUCCCCAGGGAGGUUAUGGCCACAGCAGCACGUACGACAGCUCCAGCGGCAGUGUGUAUGUUCACGGAGGCUAUAAGGCGCUGCCUGCCAACAAAUACGGCCUUGUUGAUGACCUCUAUCGCUAUGACGUUAACACCCGGACAUGGUUCAUCCUGAGAGAGAGCGGCUUUCCACGGUACUUGCACUCAGCGGUGCUCCUCAGCGGCACCCUGCUCAUCUUUGGUGGCAACACACACAACGACACAUCACUUAGCAACGGGGCCAAGUGCUUCUCUGCUGACUUCCUUACCUAUGACAUUGCCUGUGAUGAGUGGAGGCUGCUGCCCAAACCAGACCUGCACAGGGAUGUCAACCGCUUUGGUCACUCUGCUGUGGUCAGCAAUGGGUCCAUGUACGUGUUCGGGGGCUUCUCCGGUGUGCUGCUCAACGAUGUGCUUGUUUACCGACCCCCCAGCUGCCAGGCCUUCUUGGCAGAGGAAGGGUGUGUGAAGGCUGGGCCAGGGGUCCGCUGUAUCUGGAGCAAAGGCCGCUGCCUCCCUUGGGAACCCAGCAUGGCUAACGGCAGCCUCACUCCUGCCCCAUUCUGCCCCCCUAAAGCUGUCACAGUGGACGAGCGAUGCUACCGGUUCUCAGACUGUGCCAGCUGCACAGCCAACACCAACGGGUGCCAGUGGUGUGAUGACAAGAAGUGCAUCUCUGCCUCCAGCAACUGUACAUCUAAUGUGAAGAACUUCACAGAGUGUCCGGUGCGGAACGAGCAGGUGUGCAGCAAGCUUGCCAACUGCAAGAGCUGCUCGCUGAAUCUCAACUGUCAGUGGGACCAGAAUCAGCCAGAGUGCCACGCUUUGCCCGCCCAGCAGUGCAGUGAGGGUUGGAGCCAGGUGGGGGACGCCUGCCUGAGGAUCAACUCCAGCCGAGAAAGUUAUGACAAUGCCCAACACUACUGCAAGAACCUCAAUGGAAACAUCGCUUCACUCACCACCUCCAAACAAGUGGACUUUGUACUCGAGGAGCUCAUGAAGCUCCAGCAACAAGACAAGCGGCUGUCUCCCUGGGUGGGCCUGAGGAAAAUCAACGUGUCGUACUGGGGUUGGGAGGACAUGUCCCCCUUCACCAACAGCAGCCUGCGCUGGCUGCCUGGCGAACCCAGUGACUCUGGUUUCUGUGCCUACCUGGAGGAGCCCCAGGUGUCAGGCCUGAGAGCCAAUCCAUGCACUGCCACUGCUCAUGGCCUCAUUUGUGAAAAAGCAGCUGGAAACCCCAAUCAGAGUACCCGUCCAUCCUGUAAGAAGCCUUGCUCGAUGCACACCAACUGUGCUAACUGUACCAGCCAGGCCAUGGAGUGUAUGUGGUGCAGCAGUGCGCAGCGCUGUGUUGACUCCACUGCUUAUGUCAUCUCUUUCCCCUAUGGUCAGUGUCUGGAGUGGCAGACUGGAGAUUGUGUGGCCCAGAACUGCUCAGGCCUGCAGACGUGUUCCCAGUGCUUGGAGCAACCUGAGUGCGGCUGGUGUGGAGAUCCCAGCAGCACAGGGAAGGGUCUGUGCAUGGAGGGUUCGUACCGGGGUCCCAUGAAGAGGACAGCGAAGCAGGGCCAGCAGGGCCAGUCCCAGGACAUGAGCCUGGAGCCAGGCAGCUGUCCCAAAGACAAGGGCUAUGAGUGGGCCUUCAUUCACUGCCCUGCCUGCCAGUGUAAUGGCCACAGCACGUGCGUGAACGGCAGCGUGUGCGAACAGUGCCGUAACCUGACCACUGGUCCUCACUGCCAGACGUGCAUGCCUGGUUACCACGGAGACCCGACCAAUGGCGGCAAAUGCCAGGCCUGUAAGUGUAAUGGUCAUGCAAGUGUGUGCCAGGUGUUAACUGGCAAGUGCUUCUGUACCACCAAGGGGAUCAAAGGAGACCAGUGCCAGCUAUGUGACUCAGAAAACCGUUACCUUGGCAAUCCACUCAGAGGAACCUGUUACUACAAUCUCCUGAUCGACUACCAGUUCACCUUCAGUCUCAUCCAAGAAGAUGACAAUCACUACACUGCCAUCAACUUCAUGGCAUCACCUGAGCAGGCAAACAAGAACUUGGACAUGUCCAUUAAUGCAUCCAACAACUUCAACCUCAAUAUCACCUGGUCGGUGGGAUCAACAGCCGGAACCAUUUCUGGAGAGGAGGUGCCCAUCGUGUCCAAAACUAACAUCAAGGAAUACAGAGACAGUUUCUCCUGUGAGAAGUUCACCUUUAGAAGCAACCCUAACAUUACCUUUUAUGUCUACGUCAGUAACUUCUCAUGGCCCAUCAAGAUCCAGAUUGCCUUCUCCCAGCACAACAGCAUCAUGGACCUUGUUCAGUUCUUUGUGACAUUUUUCAGUUGCUUUCUGUCACUACUUCUGGUGGCAGCAGUGGUGUGGAAGAUCAAACAGACCUGCUGGGCCUCACGACGGAGAGAACAACUGAUGAGAGAGCGUCAGCAGAUGGCCAGUCGUCCAUUUGCCUCAGUUGCUGUUGCACUGGAUGCCAGAGGAGAACAAACAGAACUGUUGCAGCCUGUGGUUGAUGGAGUCCCUAAACCUGUUGCGAUGGAGCCUUGUUCAGGAGGGAAAGCUGCUGUGUUGACAGUCCUCAUGCGUCUGCCCUCUGGGGCCUCAAGCUUACCUCCACCAGGACAGUCAGGACUCAUCGUUGCCAGUGCGCUGAUAGACAUUUCACAGCAGAAACCAACAGAUUUUAAGGACAAGUCCCAGGCUUUGAAAAACCGAAAAGCCCUUCCUCCUGUGCACCAAGGCACCUGCGUCUGAGUCUCAGCCCGUCAAUCCAUUGGGUCCCUUCUUAUUACCAUCUGAGGUCACAUUGCACCAACUUGUCGAAGGUCCCAGUUGGAAACCUUUCCAGAGACAAGGGAUGGCCUCAUGUAGAAGAUUUCAUUCGGCUGCUACCACUCAAGUUUUAACGUCCCAAGAGCACAACCCUUUCCUGCCUCUUUUGCUCUAUUCUGCAUAUGUCAACCUCAGAAACCCUUCUCCAACCUCCGCAACAGCGUCCUCCACCCACUGGGCUCUAACUUCUUCCCUUUAGCUUGGACAGUCAUCGCGGCAAAACUUAGCGUCUGCCCCGAGAGGAAAUCUUACUGAUCGGUGACAUCAGAGACAGAUUGAUAAGAUGGAUCUGCACCAAUUGAAGCUUCAGUCAUAAAUAAUAUUUUGUGACACCUCGUCGUCCAUUCGCUCAGCAUGAGGGAAAAGCAAAGGUGUCUGUACAUGUAGGUCAUAUCAAAGUUGAAGGGAUUUCCCUCACACUGUGUUGGAAAUAAAAAAUAAGAGAAGAUUGAAAAUGGCUGGUAGAUAUCCAGUCUGUGCUGCCUAUGGGUUUUCUGUCCUUUUUUUUGCUUGCCAACAAGUGGUAUUCUAUGGUGCUAAAGCAUUUAGUUUUUAUGACAAGCCUCACUCAGUCUUUGCUGUAAGGACUGAACUCAUUCUGCCUUUUUUCGUGGGGAAAGCUGCGCGCUUGGCCGGGACUCUUUUUAACACUACGUGACCACAUGAUAGUGUUUUUGACAACUAGAGUAUUUUGUCACACCACUUUGCCGAUUCCCAUCAAUGAUCUGUUUUAGCAUUUCCUGUACAUACGUAUCAUCCACCCAGCUAAAGCUAAAGUCUGUAUUUUCCGUGGAGUACGUGUACAGAUGCUGCAGAGACAUGAGACUGCUGCGAUCACUACCGGCAGCAUGCGGGUGAAGACUGCAAACCGGAGGAGGCACGAACAAAUCGUCAGUGGUCGAAGUAACGCAUGGAAAACUCUGAAACUUAAGAAAAGUUAGAUGCAUCUUAUUAGCAAACUGGAAGUUUAAUUUGUGACUGAAAUCGAGAUUUUUUUCUUUUUCCAGUGUGCUCACCGUUGAAGAAGUCACAUAAUGCAGAGAAACACUGAAGUUCUCUUAAAUUCUUUGCUGUAGUUAGUAAUUGUAUCAUUUUGCUGUGCAACUUGGACAUUAAGCUUUUGAACUUGCUCUUGGAAUAAUGUGGUGGGCGGAUGCCAUUUAGGAGAAAGACGUCUGCUCGAUAAAAUUAGACCAGGGACAUCAUGCUCCUCUGGCUGUUUACUAGUUUGUUUUGUAAGUUUUUUUAAGAGUCCUCUGAAGCUAUGACUUUAUUUCCAUCUUUGGGUACAAGGAGCUACGUUACCUUUUAUAAUGCCUUGGCUUUCCAUGAACUCCUACGGAGGGGGGCAUGUUGAUCUGCAGAAUUUUCAAAGCUGUUGACCAUUUUUAGCCCCGACUCCAUCCUGAGCUGUACAGUGUCUUGUUGAAACAAAUGUGAGUCUUUGUCACUCUUAUCUCUUGAGACUUCAUGUCUUUGUCAGGUUUUUAUGACAGAACGGCAAGAGAUUAUCAUUUAUUUUAGGCCUUGUCACCUGUUACUAUAUCUAUGAUAAAUUGUCUUUUGCUACACUUGUGAAAAGAGCAUUUCUGUUAAUAUUUUGUUUUGAUAUUUAACAGAUUCCUGUGUAAUAGCGCAUUUAACUUGAUUUUAUUCUUGACUUAAAUCGGUUGUUUUAAUGUCUUUUUGAAUUGUGCAUUUUUGAGGACUUUAUGGGCAUUGUCUUGCUUUUUGUUGCAAAGUGGUCAUGAUGCAUUUCAUAAGGAUAGUAUACCAGCUAAUGUGUUUUUAUUUUGUGUUUGUAGAGUAAUCUUAUAACAGUGUCAUUACACAGGAAUCAGGGUCUCACUGUACCGUGAAAAAAAAAGAUGAAAAACUGCAUAUCAGUAAUCUUCAGUGUAUUUUAAAGAUGGACAACAUGCCAGAAAAUAAAAAAAAAAAAACACA